AGAGAGAGAGAGAGCAGACAAACUUUACAUUUCUUUGUUUCCCUGGCUGAAGCGCAUUCUCGGCUCACCUCGGUACCCGCCUCCUCCGUUCAACACACACAUGACUCCCAACAGUCCCCGGUAACGUGGGAGUCGCGAGGCGUUCCGGCUCCAUGAAGGGGAGGCUGAGAUUCUCUUAAAUCUGUUCAUGCCGGAUAAAGUUGCCUGGCAGAAAGGCAGAGGAGGGAGGAUCAAGACCCGACCGUAUAGCUUCGGCUAAAGUUUAAAGUUUUUUUUAACAUAUAUAUAUAUAUAUAUAUAUAUAUAUAUAUAAUUUAUUUAUUAAUUUAUUUUUGGGGUGGGGUGGGGGUGGGGAGGGAAGUCUCCAGAAAUGGGCACCUUGCGCGACCUCCAGUACGCGCUCCAGGAGAAGAUCGAGGAGCUGCGCCAGCGAGACGCGCUCAUCGACGAGCUGGAACUGGAGCUGGACCAGAAGGACGAGCUGAUCCAGAGGCUGCAGAAUGAGCUGGAUAAAUACCGCUCCGUUAUCAAACCGGCCACCCAACAGGUCCACAAGCAGAGCGAGUUGCAGGAGCAGCAGAGGACGAAGAGGCAGGCAAUCUCGGCCGAGCCCACCGCCUUCGACAUCCAGGACCUUAGCCAUGUCACCCUGCCUUUCUACCCCAAAAGCACAGAGUCCAAGAACCUGAUCAAGGAGGCCAUCUUAGACAAUGACUUCAUGAAGAACUUGGAGCUGUCCCAGAUCCAGGAGAUUGUGGACUGCAUGUACCCUGUAGAGUAUGGGAAGGAUAGCUGCAUCAUUAAGGAGGGGGAUGUGGGCUCGUUGGUCUAUGUCAUGGAAGAUGGCAAGGUAGAAGUGACCAAGGAGAGCGUGAAACUCUGCACCAUGGGGCCAGGAAAGGUAUUUGGAGAGCUGGCUAUUCUCUACAACUGCACCAGGACUGCCACUGUCAAGACCCUUACGAACGUCAAGCUCUGGGCCAUCGACCGACAAUGCUUCCAGACAAUCAUGAUGAGGACGGGCCUCAUCAAACACACAGAGUAUAUGGAGUUUCUGAAAAGCGUACCCACAUUCCAUGGCCUGCAGGAGGAUAUUCUGAGCAAGCUAGCGGAUGUCCUUGAGGAGACACACUACGAGGAUGGAGAUUACAUCAUCAGACAGGGAGCCAGGGGAGACACAUUCUUUAUCAUCAGUAAGGGAAAGGUGAAGGUGACCAGGGAGGACAUGCCUAAUGGAGACCUGGUUUACUUACGCAGUCUGGGGAAAGGAGACUGGUUUGGAGAGAAAGCCCUGCAGGGGGAGGACAUCAGGACAGCUAACGUCAUUGCAGCAGAGACUGUCACCUGUCUGGUCAUAGACAGAGAUUCGUUUAAGCACCUGAUUGGAGGCUUGGAGGACGUCUCCAGUAAGGGCCACGAGGAUGCUGAGGCAAAAGCCAAGUAUGAAGCAGAGAAUGCCUUUUUCUUCAACCUCAACCUGGCUGACUUCAACAUCAUCGACACCCUGGGGGUUGGUGGCUUUGGACGUGUUGAGCUAGUUCAGUUGAAGAGUGAUGAGAACAAAACCUUCGCAAUGAAGAUCCUGAAGAAGCGGCACAUUGUCGACACCCGCCAACAGGAACACAUCCGCUCAGAGAAACUCAUCAUGCAGGAGGCCCACUCUGACUUCAUUGUCAGACUCUAUAGAACAUUUAAGGACAGCAAGUACCUCUACAUGUUGAUGGAAGCUUGUCUGGGAGGAGAGCUGUGGACCAUUCUUCGAGACCGGGGUUCAUUUGAGGACUCGACCACCCGGUUCUACACAGCAUGCGUGGUGGAGGCCUUCGCUUAUCUGCAUUCCAAAGGCAUAAUCUACAGAGACCUCAAACCGGAGAACCUUAUACUGGAUCAUAGGGGCUAUGCCAAGCUGGUGGAUUUUGGCUUCGCUAAGAAGAUUGGGUUUGGAAAGAAAACGUGGACCUUCUGUGGGACUCCAGAGUAUGUAGCACCAGAGAUCAUUCUGAACAAGGGCCAUGACAUCUCAGCUGACUACUGGUCUCUGGGAAUCCUGAUGUUUGAACUCUUGACUGGCAGCCCCCCUUUCUCUGGCCCCGAUCCUAUGAAAACCUACAACAUCAUCCUGAGAGGCAUCGACAUGAUUGAAUUUCCAAAGAAGAUUACCAAAAAUGCUGCCAACUUAAUCAAAAAACUAUGCAGGGAUAAUCCUUCUGAAAGACUGGGAAACUUGAAAAAUGGUGUCAAAGACAUCCAAAAGCACAAAUGGUUCGAGGGCUUUAAUUGGGAGGGAUUAAAGAAAGGGACAUUGACAACCCCAAUCAUACCUAAUGUGACAUCAGCAAUCGACACAAGCAACUUUGACAGCUUUCCAGAGGACAAUGAGGACCCGCCUCCUGAUGAUAACUCUGGCUGGGACAUCGAUUUCUAAAAAACGUUGAUGCUAGAAACGAAUCAAAGAAAAAAACAAAACCUUUCUUUUAUUGGCUCGGAGGCCAUGUUCAGGACGUAGCUAUGUUGUAAAAACUGCUUUAAAAAGGAAGAAAAGGAUACAGAACGGAGGAUACGGGGACGGACUACAAGCCCUCCGGGUCACCGAUAUGCCUUCACUACACGUGGCUCUGGAAACAAAGCGUUUAUUAUGGGGUUGCUGUUGCACUUCCUCAGUGUUGACUUUUACACUCACCUCACGAGGCAAAGGACAAGAAAGUGCAGGGAUGCAAACAUGUACGCACACACACACACACACACACACAAAUACAGAAUAUAAUAUGGUGGCAGAUAAUGGAGCCAGGAUUUCCUGUUUUAACAGACAAAGAUAUUAGUGGAUGGGCAAAACCGUGCUUAUCCGUUCUAAAUAUAUUGAUCUGGGAUAACUACUGGCGUUUAAGAUGGGGUGGUGCGUGCGUGCAGAAGGGGAUGGGAACAAGAUUCAAAUUUCUUUUGCUAAAUUUUGUUGCUCUGCAGUGGUCGGUGGGCGGAUGUCCCACCGUGAUGCUCUGUUCCUUCGCCAAGGUGUCUCUAGCCGGUCGGCAUUUGGCACCCAGCCACUAGCUGCAGUGUCAGACGCUCGACGUGGAGGGAAAGAAGAUGUAAAAACACUUUGUUCCGCGAGUCAAAGGUAUCAAGUGCUCAUGACCAACCUGAAUGUCACAGACUUCCUUAGUAUAUUGCUUUGAGAAAUUAAUAUUGGUGUAUGUACUGUAUGUUACGUAGUAUUUCAGUUUACAGUUUACAUUCUGACACGUGCACAUACGAGACUUAAAAUCAAAUGCCCGGUACGCUUCGUCAUAGACUUAGACUUCAAAAGCACAAACACCGUUAUGUGCGUUCAAUUACAAAAUAGGACUCAAGUGCCCUACUUAAAAAAUGUAUUUAAGUCACUCAUGAAUACACCUAAAACCGCUCAGUAUUAUUUGCAGAAGGCGAUGUGUUAUUAUGCACUGGAGACCUGAGAGAUAUCAACAAUGCUAUAAGUAACUCUGAUCUUAGGUAGUAGGAAAUAAAUCUAUUCAGACAGCCUUCAUUUACCUUCAGUGCUUUCAUGUCUUCCGUCACUGGCCGUAGUGUGCUUUAGAUUAUACAAAUGUAUGCUUCUUUACCUAUCCAUAUGUUUUGUUUUCAGAUCAUUCAAAUUUCUCUUCUGAAUCAGACGAGCCAGAAAGUCUCGGAGUCACUCCUGUAAAGCUUUUGACACAUCUUUGAACAUGGUUUCAAUGGCUUUGGUGCUGCUUUUGUCAAACUCUGACGAGGAAAGGUCAGCUGAUGGCACUGGUUAUUGUUACCGUGUAAUAUAGUUGUACUUGGUUACCUUGUGAUCUACUUGAUUUCUCUCUUUGGAAGAUUGGAUAACUGUCAGUUUGUACAUUAAGUGAACAAUUAUCAUACUUGACUUUGACACCUCGUUACAUCGGGCUAAGUGUGACUUCUUAGUUGUUGUUUUUAAACUGGUCUACUUGUUCUUUUUCUUCAAAGGUACAUCCAUGAUCCAUGAAUUUGCCCUCCUCCCACUUCCCUCCUUUGCAACAUUUGACCAUUUCAAUAAUCUAAAGGCUACCUUGAUUUUGGAACAUUUCCAUCAGUACCAUCGUAAAGAAGUUAAAAAGUGAUCUCCUGUAUGACGAAUGAGCGUAGCAGAUAUAUUCUUUGAACAUCCACCCCCAUGUCCACAAGCGCCAUGAUCUCUUAAAUUGUCACUCAGUCCAUCAUCUUGCACAUCAUGUCCAAUAACCAAUCACCAAAGCAUAAAAGUAGAACAAUGUAAGUGCCUUAAAUCUAUGGCAUACAAAUUUAAGAUCACGUCACCUUUUCAAUGCUGCAUGAACAAAUAUUCACCUCAGAACUAUGUGUCUUCUUAUAGAUGGCUGCUUCUCAUCUUUUGUUAUAUCCAAUAAAUACAUUAAUCACAACGGAGAGAAUUUCUAGUCAUUGAAUGGCUCAUGAAGUGUCCAUGAAACAAGUAUUGUUUUAUCUCUAUCAUACCACCAACAGGAACAUUUCACCAAACUGUAAAAUAGCAUAUUACAUUAAAAAAAAUCUAUCAUACUUAAUACAGCUGCAUUGAUAUGCUGGUUUUUUUUCCUGGAUUUUAAUGAACAGCUUUUUUUUCCUGGCCUUACACAAAACACCAUUAAAUGAAACGUCGCAGCUAGUAGUGACCAUCCACCCCUUCGUUUAUAAUUUAAUCCAGUAAAUGAGAGCAAGAAGGACGUGCAGCUGUAAGUAUAGAUAUUUCACCAAUAUAGCAACAGUAUUCUCAUGUAUUCCCAUUGAAUCUCUUAGGAAAUUAUAGUAUUGACCAUAUUCUAUCCUAACCACUAAGAAUUUUACUUUAAUGUAAAAGACUUUUUUUAAUUGAAUCAUUCACUUAAGAAAGACACGUUAAGUAUUUUAUCCUAGGAAAUCAGAAUUAUAGUCAUUCAUUCAUUUCUGCAUAAGAAUGAUCAUGUUUAUAGAUUGCGGGAAAUUAAAAGACAAUAUUAGUGCCGGGUAUAUCUACAUAGAUCCCACUGCAUCAAGGUCAGGACAUCACUUUUUUUUCCAUAUCACUAAUUCAUUUUAUUACUUUGAGUCAUAUGAUGAUUUCCCACUGCUGUACCUGAUAAUUGGCCUUGUGUUUUGGUAUGUUUCUGUUGUAAAUUAUUUUGACGAGUGCCUAGUGUAAAAUUUUUAAAACUAGAGUAAAAAACAAAAAACAA
Lampris incognitus (smalleye Pacific opah) is the source of this 5192-nucleotide messenger RNA. Its product is annotated as cGMP-dependent protein kinase 1. The transcript has 18 exons. Gene Ontology annotation, biological process: protein phosphorylation. The record is from RefSeq and is a predicted model, not a curated record. The coding region runs from base 371 to 2425 and encodes 684 amino acids. Lineage: Eukaryota; Metazoa; Chordata; Actinopteri; Lampriformes; Lampridae. Gene Ontology annotation, molecular function: ATP binding; cGMP-dependent protein kinase activity.